AUGGCUCGCCCCAACCUCGUCACGCUCCCGUACGAUGUGCGCAUCAAGAUCUUUCAGGACUACUUCCGCGUGGAAGGAGGGUAUGUCUUCAGUAGCGAAUCUGAAAAGCUCACCACCGCUGACGGUCAACUGAUUGACUUCUCGUUGAUGUAUACCUGCCGCUCAAUUGCAAACGACACCAAACAUCUACGUUUUACGCUUAACAACAUCUCCUUCUCCACCUUCUUCUCACCUGAGUGGAGGGCUUGGGCUGGCCGCCACCAGUUCCUAUCGCACUUUCUUUGCAUUCUGAAGGCAGAUCUCAUUUAUCAUCUCCAAGGCACUGAAAUGCCUCCCGAACUGGAAUCGGCAUUACAAGAGAGGUUUCCGCAUUUGAUGCCGGAUUUUAAGAACCGUCUGGAGAGGGUCUAUAGCAGCCGUGGCUUUUUCAAGAAAGAUCCCAGUGGCCUCAGUGGCUAUGCCUUUCAAUACUGGGAGGAAAGUCAUGAUGUAGGCGACAUAAUUGGAGACUGGGGUGAUGAACGGCAACUCCGAGGUGUCACACUCAUCGAGGAUGCAUAUGCUGUCUGCUCCCCUUCAACUCACGCCAUGGGUCUCAUUGAAUUCUGCAAAUACAAUCCAAGGCUGAGAAUACAACGCCACAUCAAACUAUGCCGCCGCAUCCCUGCCGCUUUCCACCCCUGUUGGGAUCAUCUUGGAUACUACUGUGUUGGUGGACCCCAUCGCACUGAAUACAACGAUGGGGCAGACAUUAUUCCUGAGUAUGCAGUUAAAGGUAUUUCCAUAUGGCUAGAAGAAGCAAUCUUAUUGCCAGACGCCGGAAUGCCCGGCAACUCGUACACGCUUUGCCUCGAUGGAGAACCUGACAAACCCUUUUUUUCUGACAUCUUCCAGAAUAUCCUGCUUCGUCACGACGCUUCAAUUCAAGCCAGUCGAGAGCUGUUUCGAAUGCGUUCUCACCAAUUCAAUGGGGCACCUCCCUAUCGCCGGUGGCAGGGCGGUCACCUCUCAAAGGCACUCAAGUACUUGAUCGAUCAUCACUCUAUUUCGGAAAGUAUUGACAGCGUCCCGCUCAUCUGCUCCAAUUUCCAUCCCGGUCAGCCUCUUGAUAUCGAAAGCUUUAUCCAAGAACGUCUUGAAUGGGAAUCACAGGACUGGGAACGCGACGGGUCGAGAUUGUCUUUCCAUCUCAGACAGUGCCCUCCAACAUUUGGGCGCUGGAUUGACAAUUUAAUGGCUUACUACGAACGCCAGAACCAGCUCGAACCUUAA
Molecule: messenger RNA, 1272 nt
Organism: Fusarium oxysporum Fo47
Lineage: Eukaryota; Fungi; Ascomycota; Sordariomycetes; Hypocreales; Nectriaceae
Exons: 2
Coding region: 1-1272 (423 amino acids)
Source: RefSeq, a predicted model, not a curated record